Dermacentor silvarum is the source of this 9795-nucleotide messenger RNA. It is a transcript of the gene Dcr-1, whose product is annotated as endoribonuclease Dcr-1-like. The record is from RefSeq and is a predicted model, not a curated record. Gene Ontology annotation, cellular component: cytoplasm; RISC complex; nucleus. Gene Ontology annotation, biological process: pre-miRNA processing; siRNA processing; apoptotic DNA fragmentation. Gene Ontology annotation, molecular function: RNA binding; ribonuclease III activity; protein binding. NCBI's taxonomy places the organism in Eukaryota, Metazoa, Arthropoda, Arachnida, Ixodida, Ixodidae.
AUUUUGUUGCCGUCGCGAGACGACGAUGUCCUGAAAACAAUCGCCGUUUUCUUUGGAUACAGAAAGAGUCUAGAACUGCCGGUACGUCGCAUGGCCGUCCGUAGCUGACCGUGCAUACCGCUGGAAACUUCGAACGAUGACUCGAAAUGGGGCUUGGCUAGCAGACGUGUCUCGAAGAUUCGGUACAGAAUCGCCCUGCGACUCGCCCAAGAUGGUUGUGAAGAGACCCGGCGUCGGCGAUGCGCCGCAACCGAGGCAACGUCGGCACCACUUCCUCGAAAACGUGCAAACCAAGACGUUCACGCCCUUGGAAUACCAGGUGGAACUGCUGGACACCGCAAAGCAGCAGAAUUCCAUCGUGUUCCUGUCGUCGGGCAAGACCUUCAUGGUGGUAAUGCUGGUCAAGGAACUAGCCUACCAGGUUCGGCCAAGCUUUGCUGCCGGUGGCAAGCGAGUGCUAAUUCUGGUUCCGUCAGCCGAGUCCGGUGUGCGGCACCAGAAGAUGAUGGAGGACUACACCGACCUCAAGUCCAUCUUUGUCGGCGAUCCCACCGGCAAGACCGACGAGCGCGUCGACUUCCCGAAACUGUUCCGCGACCACCACGUCCUCGUGAUGACGGCCGGCGCCUUCACCUGCCAUUUGGUCAACGCGGAUGCAGACAUCGCCGAAGAGCUCGUCGACCACUUGAACCUUGUUGUCUUCGACGAGUGCAACCAAGCGCUGCGCCACAUUGAGUUUGAGCCCGUGCUGAGCUUUGUCAUGGACUACGUCCUCGAGGGCCGGCUAAGCGUGCUGGGGCUUGCAGCGCCACUCGCGACGAAGAAGAGACAACGACCCUCUUUGCUCGAGGCCGAGAUCCUCGAACUCGAGGACGGCUUCCAGAGCGUCGCGUGCACUUCUAGCGAGCUGACGGUCGUCAGCAAGUACGGCAGCCGGCCCAGGGAAGUGGUCGUCGAGUACGCUGUGUACGGCUGCAGCAGCAGUGACGGGGAGUCUGCGAAGAACCUGGAGACGGCGCUAAGGCUGCUGGACGAAGCGAUGGAGUUCCUGGGCGGCACGGAGGGUCAGCUGGACGAGCGGACCAAGGCUUCGCUGCGCCAGUCACAGCGUUACCUCGUCGAGCUGUGCUACAUGCUCGUCACCCUGGGGCCGUGGUGUGCCCGAGAGGUGGCUGACCUGUUUCUCAAGGAGGUGUCCCAAGCGGUGGACAGCCUGGGUCCCGCCGUGAGCUGGUCACGCAUGGCGCUCCUGGUUGUCCACACGGUGAUCCAGCAAGUUGCUCGGCUCACCGAGGCCUUGGCUACGGAUCUCGAGCCGAGUGAUGCUGUCCACCAGCCGGCCAAGUUCAGGCACCUGCUGCGGAUACUGCGAGAGUACAGGCCGCAGCAACAGCCGCAGCAACAGCCACAGCAGCAGCCACAGCAGCAGCAAGGUACCAUUACCAACUCGCAUGUUGGACAGGACAACUGUGUAGCUUUACAAAAUUCCAUCAAGGAAUGUGAGUCAUCGACAGAGGAAACAGGCAAACCGACCAUGGUGGAUUCUUCCGUCCAGCCCGCGACAGCUCCGACUUCAGCCAGUGAUGCGGAAAGUGUUGUGCAAAAUUCAGAAGGCUCCGUCACCGCAUUGUCCGACGACAUCGAAAGACUGUCCAUUUCAUCGCCAGACAAGAAAGCUCCCGUAACUGGCGACGCCACGCCAUCCGCUGCAACAGACGUAAUAGUCACCGCGUUGUCGUCUGCUCCCGAAGUUGGUGCGUCUGGUAGCGUGUCAGUGACAGGUCCGUUGACACCCGCAGUGUCAACCAGUGUUGGUGUGCCACUUCGAACCAUGGGCCACCGUGCCGACCUAGUCGACGACCCAAACGCGUUGUGCGGCAUUGUGUUUGUGCGACAGAGGAUCACCGCCUACAUCCUGAGCAUGUGGCUCUCGAAGCUGGCGACGCGGUGCCCGAGCGAGUACGGUUUCAUCACCCCCAACUUUCUGGUGGGAAGGACUGCUCCGUCGGCGCUCGGAGAGGCAAGCUCAAAUCGUAGCGACGGUAGUCUGCGGAGUUUGCCAAACACGCUGACUCCCCUGGGCAUUCAGCGACAGGAGGAAGUGCUUCAGAAGUUCCGGUCACGAGAGUGCAAUUUGUUGGUGGCCACAAGUGUAGUGGAAGAAGGGAUCGAGGUCCCCCGUUGCAACCUGGUGGUGCGCUUUGAUCCGCCCGAGAACUUCCGGGCCUACGUGCAGUCCAAGGGCAAGGCCAAGGCCGCCGGGUCGCGCUACUUCGUCCUGGUGCCCGACGACGAGAGCGGCCGCUUUCUGGGUGACCUGCAUGACUACCGGACCACCGAGCAGAUUCUUUUGGAACGCAGCCACGUGGAGGACACCACGAUAGAUGAAGAAGUCGACGCAGCCUACGCGGACAGCCUGAAGCCAGCUUACAAGCCGCUGGAGGCUGAAGAUGCCCCGAGGGUCACCAUGUCCACUGCCAUUGCCUUGGUCAACAGAUACUGCGCCAAGCUGCCUAGCGAUACGUUCACGAGGUUAACGCCUAUCAGCAGCAUGGCGGAGGUCGAGACGGAAGGCUCGGAGGAGACCCUCUACAGCUGUUCGCUGCGGCUGCCCAUCAAUUCUCCCCUCAGGCGGUGCAUCGUGGGUGACCCAAUGCCAAGCAAGCUUUUGGCAAAGCAGGCGGCAGCACUGAAGACGUGUGAAGAGCUGCACAGAAUGGGCGAACUCGACGACAACCUGGUUCCACAGGGGAAGGAAGCCAUGCGGAUGGCACUUGACCAAGGGUCGGCGGGUCGCUUUCCCGAGGAGGACAUUCAGCCUGGUGGACCACGGCCCGGUACCACGAAACGGCGGCAGUACUACGACAAGAAGGUGUCCGAGGUGCUCAAGGGCCAGAGGGUGGACGAGAACGACGAGUUCCACCUGUACGCUUUUGGCAUGAAGCUGACCUGUCCCAUUCCGGAAGAGCAGAACACACGUGGCCGCAAAAUCCAUGACCCGGCCGACACUGCCCGAGGCUUCGGACUGGUCACCUCCAGGCGGAUCCCACUGAUCUGCAGCUUCCCGGUGUUCACGCGGUCGGGCGAGGUGACGGUGGAGCUGGAACACAUAAGCUCGGACAUUGGCCCACUGUCUCCGAAGCAGGUCCGUGACCUCACGACCUUCCACCGAUACACGUUUACCAACGUGCUGCGGCUCGAGAAGUAUCCGAUGACCUUCAACCCUGAGGGCGACGCAUGCUCCUUUCUGGUGGUGCCCAUCAAUGCCGUAAAGACGACCGACGACCAGCCAGGCUCCACAACCAUCGACUGGCAGUUCGUCGAGCGCAUUUGCGAGGAAGAGAAGUUCAUGCCGCGUCGAGCCGAGGAAGAGCGCGAGCUUUUUGUGUUCAAGGAAGAAGACUACCUCGACACUGUGGUGACGCCUUGGUACCGCAACCUGGACAAGCCCCAGUUCUUCUAUGUGGCCGAGAUCUGCCACGACCUGAACCCGCUCAGCGACUUUCCAGAUGCAGGCUUCGAUACGUUUGAUGCAUACUACAGGGAGAAGUACCAGAUCCGAGUGGUGGACGGUCGGCAGCCGCUACUAGACGUGGACCACACGUCGGCACGGCUCAACCUGCUGACACCUCGUUACGUGAACCGCAAGGGUGUGACGCUACCCACUUCGUCGGAGCAGACCAAGCGGGCCAAACGUGAGAGCCUGCAGCAAAAGCAGAUCCUGGUGCCCGAACUCUGCGCCAUCCACCCGUUCCCGGCGUCACUGUGGCGCAAGGCUGUCUGCCUGCCCUGCAUCCUCUACAGGAUGAACUCGCUGCUGUUGGCCGAGCAGCUGCGGCUCACGGUGGCUCGUGAGGUGCAAGUGGGUCGGCUGGAGCUCCCCAAGGACUUCAAGUGGCCCACGCUGGACUUUGGCUGGACCCUGGCCGAUGUGCUACAAAAGGCCCAGGAGGCCGCCAAGGCCGAAGAAGAGCGUGCUACUGAGCUGAUGGAGCGCACGGGCAUCCAGCCGGUCCGCAUCUCGCCACCGCCGGCGAUGAACGCCUGGCGCGCACCCGCGCCCUACCAGCCGCCAAUGUUCCAGCAGGACCAGGAGCUCGUCAUCGACACAUUCGAUCCAAGCAAAGUUCACAUUCCGGACGAUGACCAACUCGACCAGCUAGCUGACGCCGAGGUCAGCGCGCUGAACCUUGGCGGACCCACAGGUCCCAACUUCGACUGGAAACCGCUUCCCAAACUACCAGGGGAGCCCACACCAGUUCCUCGAAUCCGCUACGGAUCUCCGAGUAACUUCGAAGCCGAGGGCUGGGAUUCGGAGUGGGACACGGACAUGGAGGACAGCUCGUUCGUCACCUUGGACAUGCCGGGGCUGGGCUACAUCUCCGCACCCGGGGUGUUCAACAUGCAGGGCUUGUCGCUAGACCUGGCCUCGUGCCGCGACGACGACAUCUGGGACAGCUUUGACGAGGACGAGGAAGAUCCUGAGCUCGACUUUUCGCGGUCUGAGUGGAACCAGUCUCCGUCAGAGGCCGGCGGCAACGAAGAUGAAGGACACUUGCUCAAAAUCAGCGACAAGUCGGAGAACAAAGACGAUGAGAAGAGACCCGAGGAAAAAUUGGACUGGUUAUCGCACUGCAGCAAGGACCAGCGCAGCAAGUCCGCAAACGCUUUCGUGGACGAGCCAGAAGAAGAACAACGAGAAGUUGAUCCAUUUGUCGAAGAGAAGGUCGCGGCGCUCAGGGAGGAGUGCGUCAAGAAACUGGAAGUUUGGAGAUGCAAUGAAGACGAAGCGAAACUCGCGGCUCGGAAAACAAUCUACAAGUCCUUCCGCAGAGUCGCAGAGGCGCUAAAGCUCAUUGCAGAGUACGAAGACGACCGGCCCCUGAAGAAGGACGAGCCUCUGGCACCAGCAGUCCGUGAUAGCGGAGCUACCACCACUGGAGGGGAGGCCCCAAAGGCACCGGAAGGGAGCGUGCUACCAUUUGGCGAGCUCUUGCCAGACAGGGACUCCGUCAAGCCCGGAGGCGGAGACGCGUCGCAGGUUCGCUUCGACGAGCGGCCCGAUCUCGACAGUCACUGCGGCCCGAGCCCCAGCAUCCUGCUCCAAGCACUGACGAUGUCCAACGCCAACGAUGGCAUAAAUUUGGAACGUCUUGAAACGGUGGGCGACUCUUUUCUCAAGUACGCCGUGACGGCCCACCUCUAUUGCACGUAUCCCAGCGUGCACGAGGGCAAGCUGUCUCACCUACGGAGCCGCCAGAUCAGCAAUCUCAACCUCUACCGGCUCGGCCGGGCUCGCAAUCUUGGCGGUCUGAUGGUAGCCACCAAGUUUGAGCCCAGCGACAACUGGCUUCCUCCCGGCUACAUCGUGCCUCCUGGACUCGAAAGGGCUCUCAUUGAAUCGGGUCUUCCGGCGGGCCACUGGAACAUUGCGGCCCUCACUGGACUCACCCAGAUGGACGAAGCGCAGAUCCGGCAGACCCUCGCUGAGCGAUCCAACAAGGUCCGAAACCUCGACGAGGUCCUAGCUGACGAGCAGACCCUCGACACCGCGCCCUAUGUGCCGUACAACCUCCUGACGCAGCACAGCAUCCCCGACAAGAGCAUUGCGGACUGCGUUGAAGCACUGAUUGGUGCCUACCUAGUGUCGUGCGGUCCUCAUGCGACCCUCCUCUUCAUGUCUUGGUUGGGACUUGAUGUGCUUCCCAAAAACUGCACCGCGGAGACGCUGCCGAACUUUGGCGUCAUGCUGUAUGGUACGCUAGAGCCACCGCUUGUUGUGCCCGACGCGGGGCCGCAGCUGGAUGAGCUUCUCUCCGGCUACGAUGCGUUUGAGGCGCGCAUCGGUUAUCGGUUUCGGGACCGUGCCUAUCUCCUCCAGGCCUUCACUCACGCGUCGUAUCACUACAACCGACUCACGGACUGUUAUCAGCGACUUGAGUUCUUGGGUGAUGCGGUGUUGGACUACUUGAUAACGCGGCACCUCUAUGAUGACCCCCAGCGCCACUCGCCAGGCACGUUGACUGACCUGCGGUCAGCACUCGUGAACAACACUUUCUUUGCCUCGCUGGCAGUGAAGUACGACUUUCAUCGCUACUUCAAGAAUGUCUCACCAGGCCUGUUUGCAGUCAUCCAGAGGUUUGUUGAGAUGAAGAGACUGAACAAUGGGCUUGGAUACCAUGAGGAGUACUACUUGGAGGAAGAAGAGUGCGAGGAGGCAGAGGAGGUGGAAGUGCCCAAGGCCCUCGGCGACAUCUUUGAAUCGGUGGCCGGUGCCAUCUUCCUCGACUCCAACAUGUCCCUGGACACGGUUUGGCAGGUGUACUAUGCCAUGAUGAAGCCCGAAAUAGAGUAUUUCAGCACACAUGUGCCAAAGUCCCCAAUCAGGGAACUUUUGGAGCUUGAACCUCAGACUGCUAAGUUCGAGCGUGCUGAGAUGACCCUCAAUGGCAAGGUGCGGAUCCGAGUGGAGGUCUUCGGCAAGGGCCGCUUCGUCGGCGUCGGCCGCAACAAGCGCAUCGCCAAGUGCACGGCUGCCAAGAGGGCGCUGCGGGCACUCAAGCGCAUGCGGCAAGAAGGCGGCAGCACCAAUGUGCACGGCACCUUCUAGGUCAUCGUCUGCCGGCGCACUCUCAGUCCGACUCCUGCUUGCACCUGGCCUCAUUUUCAACCCUGUGUCCUAUCUAAUUCCGAUGCGACCGUUUCUUCUUUUUUGUCCUGGAUCAGAGCUUGCAUCGUUGCCUUCCGCUAAGAUUUUUCGCAAAUGCUCUGCACUCCAUGUAGCCAAAACUUUGGUGCUGAGAAAACCAGACGGCAUCUGUCUGCUUGCAUUUUUCGGAGAGUUCGGAGUGUGCAGCCAUGACUUCUCAGCAUGGCUAGUCGUUCAUACAGCACAAUGUACUGUGCUGUGGACAUAGGAUGCUGGGCAUUGCUUGCAGGCGAGGUGUUGUGACUCGGAAAUGUUGAAACUCUCCAUACGGUAUAUGUAAACGCGUUGUUUACUCCCUGUCAAGGUAAUUGUCAGGGAAGCCGGUAGGAGCCAUUCUCUCUUCUGGGUCGUACAGAUGCAUUUGCAAAUCACCUGCCAAAAGCGAGAAACCCCGAACCUGAAUAUGCCUUGCCGCAGGGUGCUAACGGGACGGAACUGAAACAAUGCUUUUCUCUGUGAUUCUUUAGAAUGAAGACUCUUGGAUGUGAAGGCAAACCCAUGAUGUUCUUAGCUUGCUAGAACUUUGUGUCUCCUGUGAGUUCUGCCAUGCUUUUGAGACAUUUCACUUUUUAAUUUUUCUCAGCAUGUUUUACCAUUGCCAAAUGUACACUUACUACAAAAGCACACUAAUGCAGCAAGAAAUAUGUGUGGCGCUAAAUGUGUUCGUUGUAUUUUGCAACAUGACCGUGUCAAGGCUGGUUUCGUUAACAUGUUGUGAUGUGUGGCGUGCUGUUCUGCGUACAGUCGGAAUAGCUGGUCAUUGGAGUAACGUUGCUCCUUCUGUGAACAACGUUACAGCCACCAGAAGUAAAGGGCGUGAAUUUUCGCUUGCACUCUGUAGAUCAACCUAGUAGUACACUUUGAAGCUUUCUUUUGGCUGUUUGCACAGUGCAGGUUGAUGGUUGCGCAAUCAGUUCACUCACGAUGAAUUCCAUUGGUCGAUUCUGAGGCGCUACCAAAAUCCUCAAGCGAAUGCUUGGAUCGCACUGGAAUUUCACAAAUCCAGAGGUCUUAGGUGGGAACUGUACUGCUUUACCCCGGGCGACCGAGGAAGCACUACGAUGUGCCCUGGAUGCAGCCAUACCCUAAUGUAGAGCAGGAGAGAGAUCCACCACGAAGCGCUUCAGUUGCACCCAUACCUCAACUGUGGAGCAGGAGAAACAUCUGCUGUGUAGUGCUCCUGUUGCACCCAUACCUCACCGAUGAAUAAAAACAAACGCUAAAAAAAUAUAAAUACACUUCGAAUCAGCCAAUGGAAGAGGAAGCGGAGCCUACCUAUGAGGCAAAAAAAGGAAGUCUGCUCCAUUUCGACCAGUGGAAUUCACUUUUAGUCUUCUUUGUCUAGUCGCUGCGCAAGUCAGAUGGCACUGUUUCUUUUUUUUUCGUGUUUGCAAGACAGGUUGCCACUAUUAGACAGUUUUAGUAUUGUGGAAAUGGCACCACGUUAAGCGCAAAAAAAUAGUGGGGUCAGACUGCGCAUGCUCAGAACGCUAUUUCAGUUUUGCACGUAGCGUGCGUCCGCUAUUUUUCGAAUAUAGCGGAGACGCUAAACGCUCGCUAAGUUUUUAGCGUUGCAAACAUGGCGGCACCCUCGGCCCGAGCGCUUGACCAUGCAGGCUCUUUUCAAGGCUUGUCGUGGAUCCACACGGCUAGUUUGGUUGUCGAGCUGCUCAGUUUGCUGCUUUGACUACUCGCAGCUAGAUGGCGCGGCGAAGUGUGGCGCUUAGCGGCGCAUCGUUGUCUUACGCUAUGCUACAACUCUAUCGAACAGCGUUCCGCAAAGAUUUAGCGUGCGUGACACGCAAACGCAAACAUUUUCCACAAUACUAAAACUCUCUAAUAGUGAACUUCAUCCAUACUGUACCAACAUGAAAACUUUCUUGCUACUUAAUUAGUGUUUGUGAUCCAUAACUUUUCAACUAAUGCUGGGUGACAUAUCUCUGGUAACUAUGAUUGUUUGCUGCUUUCUCUUCUUUCUUUUUUUUUUUCGGCCUGCACAAACACACUGGGAAAGCGUUUCUUUUUAAGUUUGGUUUAUAGCUUGGUAGCCUCCCUUGAGUCACAUUGCAACAAUGAUCUUGUGAGUAUUUGUUAUGUAAAUGAGUGUAUUUUAGAGCAAGCUUUAUCCCAGGAGCUCCCAUCCUUAAUGAAUUAUGCUCGCCAUUCACUGGCUCGAUUUUGACGCAGUUUGUUGCAUUUAGAAGAGGAGGUUGAAAUCUACCACUUUUUGGGAGAUUGUUUUUGUUCAGCAUUUCAGUCUAGAAAAUUGCCAAAAAGAAUCAUGAAAUGCAAAAACGAAGGAAGCAUCAAGUUUAUAGCUGAAUAACUAAGCAACAGGAACUACACCAUCUACGACACUGAGAACUUGCAGACUUAUCAUUGGCAAGUCAUAAAUCUAGGAAAUUGAUGAUUAGUAAACUGGUCUGAAAUGUUUGUGAAUAGGACUUUUGCAAAAAAUAGCAAACUGGUACAACAAUUCCAUGUAAGCUGUCAACGAAUGUAUCAUAUUUGUUCACUUUGAACACUCUAAUAGAUAUCUGUUCUUGGUAUUGAGUUGUGAACAUGGUGCUUGGUGUUUCAGCAAUAUGAGAAAUUUGAGGCCCUAAAUCAUAAUUGUGCUUCCAAAAGUUAAUUUAAAUCUUAUUUAAAUUGUUUCUGCAUUUUCCCAGAGAUAGUAUUACUGUGUUUAAUGUGUAUUUUAAUAGUGUAAUUUGUGACCUAAGGUUGAAUGGUAACUCUCAAGGGUGCAGCACACAUUGAUGCGUGGGUCGAGAAUCAAGCAGUAGUUCUUCAACUAAAGGGUCCUCUUGGAUUGUGCCUGCUUUUUAUUUCUGACUCUUGCGUUAUAUUUACAAAUUUCUGUAAAAAAAGUCCAAGGAACUUGCAUGAUAUUGGGGUUGUUUUUGCAUUGUUUGUUUGUUUUUUAGCUGUGGUUGUAUUUGUACAUAGGUUUGCAUGAGCUACGGCCGUUAACUGCACAGGUUCUUUUGACCUGUGCCUGCAUUACACGGUGAAAAUGAGGUUCACAGAGCGCAUGAAAAAAAAGUGCAUAAAUGGAAUAAACGGAAACUCUUUCUAUACAUUUA